ACUAACUUAUUGAGUGUGAUACAAUUUGCCUUUCUAAAUCGUGCGUUGAUCGCUUCUGGGGAAAAGAAAAUGUGCCCAUUGAGGAUUAUUCUGAUAUUUCUCUCUGCUACUCUCGCCGGAUUUUUCGUUGUAAGAAACUUCAAAUCACGGCCCCUUAUCACCGACGACAAUGAUUCCGACGAAUCUUCCACUAAUGAUCGUCCAUUUCCCUCCAAGGUUCGAUCUGCAAUAGAAUCUGGAUUUUGGACCUGCGUGGACAUGGCGAGUGGACGAUACCUGUGGAGGCAUUUGGUUUCUUCUCCUUCUCCGUCGUCUUCGUCUUCUUCUCCUAAGCGUUCUAAUUGAUGGUUUGUUGUUCAGGUUUGCUUUUGCUUCAAUUUGUAGCAGAUGAUUUCCAUGUAUCAUUUGUAAUGUUGUAAUUGAAUUCAAAAUGGUACUUCUUGUUGUUGUUACUGAUGUUGGUUGUAAUUGAACCUCUGCUUUUGCUUCUACAGAAUCUGCUGCUUUUCUCUUUUGCUUUA
This is a messenger RNA of Hevea brasiliensis (rubber tree), 521 nucleotides long. RefSeq lists its product as uncharacterized. Bases 70 to 345 code for a protein of 91 amino acids. Lineage: Eukaryota; Viridiplantae; Streptophyta; Magnoliopsida; Malpighiales; Euphorbiaceae. The record is from RefSeq and is a predicted model, not a curated record. The transcript has 2 exons.